AUGGCCGACGAUGCGACUCGCGUAACCCCUCAAGGCGGCAUCUUGGAAGGUGGGAAUCCGUCGCAGUAUGACAAGAAAAAUCCCAUCGUGAUAUUCAUCAUUCAGGCUAGCAUUAUCAUCAUCUUGUGUCGGGCGCUGCACUGGCCGCUGUCCAAGAUUCGCCAGCCUCGGGUCAUUGCCGAAGUGAUCGGCGGUGUCAUACUGGGCCCAUCGGUCAUGGGCCGCAUCCCAGGCUUUACAGAAGCCAUUUUCCCGGAGGCUUCGAUCCCCAAUCUGAACCUGGUGGCAAACCUUGGUCUCAUCCUGUUUCUGUUCCUCGUCGGCCUAGAAACCGACCUCCGCUUUUUGUUCAGCAAUUGGCGCGUGGCGGCCAGCGUGUCGGCGGCGGGAAUGAUUCUGCCGUUCGGCUUUGGAUGCGCCAUCUCCUACGGCCUGUACAAUACCUUUCGUGAUGAGCCCGGUACGGUCCAGAUUAACUUCGGCACCUAUCUGCUCUUUAUCGGUAUUGCCAUGGCUAUCACCGCAUUCCCCGUGCUAUGUCGAAUCCUCACGGAGUUGAAACUACUCGGCACCAACGUCGGUGUGAUCGUGCUGUCGGCCGGUGUCGGCAACGACGUCGUGGGCUGGAUUCUCCUCGCCCUCUGUGUCGCACUGGUGAACGCAGGGUCUGGACUAACAGCGCUGUGGGUUCUGCUCGUUUGUGUGGGAUACGUGCUGUUUUUAUUCUUUCUCUUCCGGCCGCUGUUCUUGCGUUUCCUCAACAAGACGGGAAGCCUCCAGAAAGGCCCUAGCCAAUCGGUGGUAGCGGUGACCCUUCUGAUCGCGUUGGCUUCCUCCUUCUUCACUCAAGUAAUCGGAGUCCACGCGAUCUUCGGUGGAUUUCUCAUCGGUCUCCUCUGUCCUCAUGAGGGUGGGUUCGCCAUCAAACUAACGGAGAAGAUCGAAGAUCUCGUGGCUGCUCUUUUCUUGCCUCUUUAUUUUACCUUGUCUGGUCUUCAAACCAACCUGGGAUUGCUUGAUACUGGGACAGUAUGGGGAUACGUGGUCGCCGUGAUCGCGAUUGCAUUUAUUGCCAAGGUCGUUGGUGGCGCAUUGGCGUCCAGACUUUGCGGCCUUCUCUGGCGGGAGAGCUUCUCUAUCGGCGUGUUGAUGAGUUGUAAAGGUCUUGUCGAGCUAAUUGUCUUGAAUAUCGGCCUACAAGCCAAUAUCCUCAGUACUCGUACCUUCACCAUGUUCGUGGUCAUGGCGCUCGUUACGACUUUCGUCACGACCCCGUUGACGACAGCUUUGUAUCCGAAGUGGUACCAGGUCAAGGUUGACCGCUGGCGCCGUGGUGAGAUCGACUGGAACGAAAACCCCAUUCAAUCCGAUUCGCGCGGUAACAGCGUGGCGCUGGCCAAGGAAGAGCUUCAAGGCACGACUGUUCGACGACUGCUGGUUUACUUGCGGCUUGACGGUCUAUCCAGCAUUUGCACGUUAGCCGCCCUCCUGGGGCCCAGCCGUCUUGCUCAGCCUCCUCUCCCCAAGAUGCAUCCAGACAAGAGAAAGUCCCAAACAAUGUCUCCAGAACCAGCGGCGGAAGAGUUGGCCCCCACGGAGGUCGAGGAAGCCCCUGCGCUCCAGGUGCAUGGAGUUCGGUUGAUGGAACUAACGGAUCGUGAUUCCAGUGUCAUGAAAGUAUCGGAAAUCGAGGAAUAUACGCUAUGGGAUCCCGUGGUCAACACUUUUCGCGCAUUUGGCCAGUGGCAUGACAUGUCGAUCAUGGCUGGUGUCUCCGUGGUGCCAGAGCAUUCCUAUGCUGACACAGUCGUGGGAAUGGCGCGCGAGGAGUCUAGUGACCUUCUUCUCAUUCCUUGGAGUGAGACUGGUGGCAUGAGCGAGCAUCAAACCGGACUCGGUAUUGAUGAAGCGAGCCGUUUCGCUAAUGGCCCGUACACCGACUUCGUAUCCAACGUGAUGCGCCAGUCGUCAUCCAGCGUUGGGGUUCUGAUUGAACGGAGUAUCUAUAGCCGUCGUACUCGUAAAUCUCUUUUCGCGAAACGAUCGUUCAGCGCCAUGAGUGUUCGCAGCUCCGUGUGGAACAGCGCGCCACCAGCAGCCGCACGCGCUCACCAUAUUGUUUUGCCUUUCCUUGGUGGAGACGAUGAUCGAUUCGCGCUACGCUUCGUGAUGCAACUCGCCCAGAAUGACCAGGUUACCGCCACGAUUAUCCACAUCGAUGUGGCGCCGUCUCCACCUCAGGCUCCAGAGGUGCGCCAGAGUUUGCCAACUAGCACCACGCAGGACAAGUCUUCCAGUCAGGUGUCAAGCACCCUCCCAGGAUCCGAAUCAGAUUCUAUCUAUUUCAGCGCCAUGAAGGACUCCCUCUCGGAAGAGCUGACCUCUCGGAUCGUCUUCAGACGUGUCAGCGCAUCCAGGAGCAGCACCGACGCCGUGGGUGUCGCGGUGACUGCCGUCAAAGAAGAGAUGGGUAAGGUCCCGCAAAAAGCCGGCAACAUCGUUGUGGUGGGCCGACGCAACAACCGAGUGGAUCUCAGUGACCCCUCUGCAUCCUCGCAGGAAGAGGUUGGCGCCGAAGCCAGCCGGGUUCUGGGACCGGUUGCACAGGCAAUGGUCCGUACAGAGAACCGCAUCGUUGGUGAUGUUCUUGUUCUGCAGGCUCGUACGGGUGCCGUGGGUGCCCGGUAG
Molecule: messenger RNA, 2688 nt
Organism: Aspergillus bombycis
Lineage: Eukaryota; Fungi; Ascomycota; Eurotiomycetes; Eurotiales; Aspergillaceae
Product: Kha1p
Exons: 4
Coding region: 1-2688 (895 amino acids)
Biological process (GO): proton transmembrane transport
Cellular component (GO): membrane
Molecular function (GO): antiporter activity
Source: RefSeq, a predicted model, not a curated record